Oryctolagus cuniculus (rabbit) is the source of this 6016-nucleotide messenger RNA. The record is from RefSeq and is a predicted model, not a curated record. Lineage: Eukaryota; Metazoa; Chordata; Mammalia; Lagomorpha; Leporidae.
CGUGCUCCCACUUCCCUGCGCCGCUGCCCAGCCCAUUGCUCCCCACCGUGAGGUCGGAACAGUUCCGCUGAAGCCCACGGCUGGGAGGUGAUGGCAGUGGGGCCUUCCAGGCCACCAUGUCUGUGGAGCUGGCCCGAAGUCCCCAUCGGAAGGGAGUGGACGCCGCGGUGACGGUAGCCCUGCUGACUGUCCAUCAGGUCUAGGAGGUCAUUAUGAAGAAACUGAGGCACAGAGAGGGCAGGCCCCUUCCCAGGUCACCUGGGCCCUACGUGGUGGAGCCAGGAGUUGAACCCAAGGCCCCCUGUGCUUCCUAAAACCUUGGAAUUUAUCAGAGGAAAAUGUAACCGAAACAUCCAGCAAGGGUCUACCUUACCCAGCAUUCUCUUCUCCUUCCUUAUAUUUAAAACAAAAACCGUUCUCCAGGGAGGAGCCAGGUGAUGUGAUGGACUCGGCUCAGGUGUCGCCUCCUGCAGGAAGUCUUCCCAGAUGCUCCAUGGUUGGGGGUCGCUGGUUGUGCUCACCCCCAGCAGCCAACUUGCCCCUGGCUCUGCCAGCAGCACCUGUGCCUCCCCAGCCACCCCACUGGACCAGGGGCUCCCCAGGGAUGCGCUCACUGCCUGCUUGUUGGAUAGCAGUCCUUUCUGUAGUCACUGAGACCGAUGCCAUUUGUAGACCUCCCCCGGCCCAGGAGGUUGGUGUCCCCCAGUGCUAAUGACAGACCUCCACGCUCCGGCCCGUCCCUGGGGCCUCGUCUCCCGCCACUCCAGGAGGCGGCAGGUCGUGACCCCUGGCGUGCAGCUGCAGGACCUUAUAUGGCUGACCAGCCUUUGGCUUCCUUCCCAUUGCUGGGCGCAUGUGCUUGUGGGGUGCACGCUCCCAAGUGUGGUGGCUCCUCUUCUUUGGUAUCAAUAGAUGGGAUGUUUACGGGCUUCUGUUCUGAAACUUAGCACACCGGGGAUAGGAACCCGUUUCCUGCCACAGGCCUUCUGGAUGUUUGUAGCAUCAUUCGUGGGUCACACAAAAUUAUCAACUCAAAAAAAACUAGCCUUCUGCAGCCUUACUGAAUUUGCAGUCCCACCCAUGGUUGCCUCUGCGGGGUUAGACCCAAUGACUCCGUGGACCUCACAUGUCCACAGGCCAGGCGUUGCCCACCCCAGAAUUGUAAGCCGUCUUAAAGUGGACAGCUCAGUGGCAUUCAGAAUAUUCCAGUGCCACACAGCCACCCAUCACCCAGCGCCGCUUCGCCCCCAGACAGAGCCCUCCAUGCCCCAGGCCCUCCCGGGUCCCGCAUCUCUGCUCUGUGUCUCUGGAGUCGCCUUGUUUGGCUGUUUCCUGCACCUAGAAUCAUGCUCGCACGCUGUGUGUCCUGCGUCUGGAUUCUUCCGUGUAGUACCGUGUUUCCCAGGUUCCUCCGAGGCACGGCAUUGCCGGUGCUUCGUGGAUGAAAACACGAGCGGGAGAGCGCGGAGGUGCGGUCGUGCCCAGCCGUCUGUGGGCCGAUGGGUGUUCCUCUGUGAGGACAGCGCGGCUGUGAACGCCCACGGCCAGCUCUCCGUCUGCGCACCUUUCAUUUCUCUCUGGUCACGAGAGGAUUCCGCAGGCCGCUGAUGGGGAGCCCGGUCCUCUGGCUGGGAACUCAGACUCCGCCCCUUCCCCAUGGGAGGACCCGCCCAGGUGCUCCGAGCCGGGCAGCAGGAGAUCUAAAUCUCCGUGGAUCUGCAGACGCGGCGGGCUGUUCCCUGGGGACCUGCAGGCUGAGGCUGCCUGUGCUGGCCCGGCUGCUUCUGCAGAGGAGCCGCCAGGUGUCCGGGGGCACCAGCUGGCCAGGGCUGAUUUCCUGGAGCAAGGUGGCAUCACGCUGGCUUUUUCUCCUACAUCUGGACAGCCUGGCCACUCUCCCCCCACCCACCUUCCACCCCAGUCCCCCCUUGACCUCUGUUCCAGCUCGUCACCCAGGCCCAGAGCCCCGCCUCCCCGGACACGCCUGCUGUCUCACUGCUGUGCGGUCACCCUGAGCUUUGAGACGGGAGAAGCCAGGCCAGACCACCCCUGUCUCUCCCAGGCUGUGUGACUCAGGCCACUCCCUGAGCUGUCCCUGUGACCUCAGACCCAUGUGAGCCUCGGUCCCCACACCUGUGACAUGAUGAGUGCCAAGGGGGUACUCUCAGAGCCACAGGGAGGACCGGGUGAGGCCAUGGGGUGGAGACACCUGGGACAAGCGGUUCCCAGAUGCGAAGUUCCUGACACCUGAUGGGUGGGACCCCGGCCCCCAGCGCCAGCCUCUGAGCCCCAUCCCUGGCUCUGGGUGUCGUGGCAGGGGUUGGGGAGGUAGCCCGAGCCCUUUUCUGCCUUUGACAGGUGAGAGCCCAGGCAGCAGGAGUCCUUGUCACCUGCAGACACAGUCGCUGGGAAGGGUGUUCUUGUGCCGGCCCUGGCCCAGCACAGGUGCGAGAGGAUCGUGAUCAGAGCAAGCCCAGCCCAGGCUCCUGUGUGCUGGGUCCAACACUGAAUGCCGUGUGCGUUCGCAAUGCCUCCGUGAAGGCGGCCCUGUGCCUGGCACCCCUGUGGAUGCAGAAAUGGAGUUCAGAGAGCCUGCUCCUUGCUGGCAGCCACCUAGCAAACAUCCAGGAAGAUGAGUGCGUGCGGGAGGAAGGCCCUGACCCUGCUGAGCAGCGUCUUCGCCGUGUGCGGCCUGGGGCUCCUGGGCAUCGCCGUCAGCACCGACUACUGGCUGUACCUGGAGGAGGGUGUGAUCCUGCCCCAGAACCAGAGCACCGAGGUCAAGAUGUCGCUGCAUUCGGGCCUCUGGAGGGUCUGCUUCCUCGCAGGUGAGGAGCGCGGGCGCUGCUUCACCAUAGAGUAUGUGAUGCCCAUGAACACGCAGCUGACGUCCGAGUCCACCGUCAACGUUCUAAAAAUGAUCCGCUCGGCCACGCCCUUCCCCCUGGUCAGCCUCUUCUUCAUGUUCAUCGGCUUCAUCCUGAGCAACAUCGGCCACAUCCGUCCGCACCGGACGAUCCUGGCCUUUGUGUCCGGCAUCUUCUUUAUCCUCUCAGGCCUCUCCCUCGUGGUGGGCCUCGUGCUCUACAUCUCUAGCAUCAACGACGAGAUGCUGAACGGAACCAAGGACGCGGACUCCUAUUUCAACUACAGAUACGGGUGGUCCUUCGCCUUCGCGGCCAUCUCCUUCCUGCUAACAGAGAGUGCGGGUGUGAUGUCCGUGUACCUGUUCAUGAAGAGGUACACCGCCGAGGACAUGUACCGGCCUCACCCCGGCUUCUACCGCCCGCGCCUGAGCAACUGCUCCGAUUACUCGGGCCAGUUCCUGCACCCGGACGCCUGGGUCCGGGGCCGCAGCCCCUCCGACAUCUCCAGCGACGCCUCCCUGCAGAUGAACAGCAACUACCCCGCCUUGCUCAAGUGCCCCGACUACGACCAGAUGUCGUCUUCUCCCUGCUGAGCCCCGGCUGCCCUGGACAGCGGACAGCAGACUGCCUCUCCUGCUCCCCGACCCCAAGCCAGCCCCCGAGCCCUGAGUCCCUGGUCCAUAGCCCAGGCUGCCCAAGUUUAGCCCUUUUUUACUUGAGUCCUCUCCCUCCUUCUCUCCAUAGCUCUAACUGCCCAGUGUGGGUGUCAGGCAUCAGGAGUCUGGAGCCAGCAGGCAAAGGGAUUGGCCAGUAGCAUGGGUGAUGCCCCACCUCUCACGUGUCACUCGCAGCCAGGACUCCCAGAAGCCAGUAGUUCCUCCAUGCCCAGGAGAGGCCACUGCUCUGGGGGGCUGUUCCUCCCUGAGCUCCCGACUUGGUGACCCCGAGCCUAGGCCAGCUCCGAGAGGCCAAGUUCCUUUCAUGGAUGGACUCCAGUGCUUGCCCACUGGCAUGGCGCUCACGUUCACGCUCUGGGCUGAUGGGCAGGUCUGCCUGGCUCAGAAGUCUGGCGGGCCAGGCUCCUUCCAAAGCCCUGUCCCUUCUGUGUCACCCACAGCCCUGCACACAGCGUACCUGCCUGGGCUCUCCCGCGCCUCCCAUUGCUCCCCUCCUUCCACCAGAACUCAGCUGGGAGGGGCUGGGGCCACUCUGACCCAUGGUGAAAUAGCAAAGAGGUGUUGAUGGCUGGAGCUGUCUUAACAUGUAUGGCCCCUUGAACUCCUACUUAACACGGGCCUUUCAAUGCCUUAACCCCAAGCAGUGACUCUGACCUUGAGGAUUUGCGAGUCCGGCUGGUCUGGGUUCAUAUUCCCAGGCCCCUUGUCCAGCCCUGGAGAUCCUGGGCCUACUAACAAGGACACUACUUCCAACCCAGAGCCCUACACUCAAACUGCGUGGGCAGGUGUCUAAGUAGAAGGCGGCUUCCAGAGGCGGCCUGGGAGUUACAGCUGUAUCUGGUGACACCUGGUGCGUUUUGAGCCUAAACAAGCCAAACUUCAGAUGUUCCACUGCCAUGCCGAGGAGUCCCAUGGGCACGAGGGGGUUGCCAAGUUCAUCCUAAUAUUCUUUCCGGGGACUCUGCUUCCUGGGGAUGGGACAUCUGUAGGCAAAGCAGACGCUGUCCCAAGAGGAGGCUGGGUGACACCUGUUUUCCUGCUGGGAGCCCUGAGCUGGGAAGUUGGAAACAACUUCCGUGAGGUCCACAGGAGGAAAACGCUGGAGGAGCCCCCGCUGGCCUCCAGCCCCUCCGCCUGCCAGGAGUCGGUCGGCUCGGCUCGUGCGGUGUUUAUUUUGCGAUGUUGAGCAGCAGAAAAAUGCAUUUCUGCUGUGCCAGCUUCCCUCUUUCUUGAAGAUGCCACUGGGUUCUCAGCACAGAAAGCCGUGGUGGCAGCAGGUGGCUCUGGCAAGCGGGGCAGGAAACGGCGCCGCUGGGGCGUGCGGCGAGCCGGUCAGCUCGGCCAGGGUGGCGUCCGCAACAGAGAUCAAUUCCCUCGCAGAUCUGGGCCAGGGUCGGAGAUCCAGGUGUCUGCAGGGUUGGGUUCCUCGGAAGCCCUGCUCCCCGGCUGGCAGCUGGCCCCUUUCUUGCUGAGUUCUCACCUGGACUUUAUGCCCCAUUGCACCCUGGAGUCAGGCUUUCCAAGUACCCGCUUCGUAUAAAGUCACCAGACAUUGCAUAGCGCCGCAGUCAGUUAGGGGGAUUGACUUCAACCGAAUCACGCCUUAAAGGCCAGACACAGUCACAUCUGUAGGUGUUGGGGCUGAGGGGUUCAACACGGGAAUUCGGGGGAGCACAGUAGGAGGCAGGUGGUUCAGGAGCUGGAGUUUUCCACUCAUUCCACAGCUUGUUCAGGGAAAAGAGAAGAGAAGCCAGAGGUGGCCCCAGUUCAGCCACGAGACACUGGGGAUCCUUGGGCAGCCCCCUGCUGCUCCCCUGGGGGCUGGUGUGAACCAUGUCCAAGCCCACCCUUCCCCCACCCACAGCCCCAGUGACCCAGUCUCCCGUGGACAGCUCCAUGUUGUUCAGGUCUGCCACGUUUCAAUCCUCGCCUCUGAACGGACAACAACUAGCAAGUCCAGCAGCCCACCACGGGGCCGUGGCCCUGGCACUCUGGUUACCAUUUACAGAACAUUCUGGAAACCACGGUCUCCCCCAAAGCUGAGGAAUCGGCCCGUGUGCUGUGGGACCCCUGGGUGGCGUCUCUUCCCUGGCCGAGCGCCCAGGUAUGCUGGCCUCCCAUUCUUGUCCAUGUCGUCAGCUCCUCUCUCUCUCCGAAACACUUCUCUGUCACUGUGCCAGGCUGGUGUUUGUGCACACAGGAACAGUAGAACGUACUCCUCAGAGCAAGCUGACUGCGGAGUGACGUCGUGAGGCUGGGCCUUGGCCGGCCGGGAUGCUAAGCUGCGAAACGCAGGCGCUCUCAUGCUGGGCACGUGCUGUUCACCCGUAACCCAGGAACACGUCCCUCCCUCCUGGGCGUGGGAAGCGGAACCUGUAAGUGUGCCACCGUUAGGGUCUUCUUUCUGUCUAUAAAUUCAUCUCAGAACUGGGGCCUGUCUGCAGCCUCCGGACCACCAGGUUUUUGUUGAAC